GCCCCGCCCCGCCUAGCACGUCGCGGUCUCACAGACCGUGGUGUAAACACUGCGUGGUUGCCAGCAGACUCAGAGCUGCCGAGCACAGCUGAUCGGUACAUUUCUAGUCGAGACUUGUUAGUGUGUACUUGUGACCAUGACAGAUUCUGCUCCUGCUCCGCCACCAGAACUCAUUCAGCUUGUAACAAUGGGUGACGAUGUCACAUCCAUUAGAAAUUUGCUCCUGAAAGGUGAAGCUAAGGUGGAUGACACUGACAGCAGUGGCAUGACAGCCCUGCACCAUGCGGCCUACAAGGGAAAUGCUGAUCUCUGUAAGAUGCUUAUUGACCAUGGAAGUGAUGUUAACUCGGACAGCCAUGACCAUCGUUACUCUCCGCUGCAUUUUGCUGCUUUGUCUGGCAACAUUGAAGCAGUACGACAUCUUUUAACAGCUGGAGCCAGAACUUAUCAUACUAACACUUUGGGCAGAACUGCCACACAGAUGGCAGCUUUUGUGGGUAAUCAUGCAGUAGUAGCAUUGAUAAACAAUUAUGUGCCCCUGAGUGAUGUGACCCAGUACACUACGCCAUCAGGAUUAGAGAAAGAGGCCAAGCUCCCAUCAAUAGCAGCCAAAGCUGUUUAUGACCUUAUCAUGCAGGUGAAUCUCCAUCCGGUUCGGAUUGCACUUAUUGUAGGAGGCUCAGAUAUCCUGCAGAUGAACAUAAGUAAGACAUGGCGGCUACUUGAACACAUGUGCGAGAAGGAAAGUAAACGCUCAGAGAAUGUAAAUGAGGUAAUCUGCAUGAAAUUCCAUUACUUGGCAUAUGUUCUAAAAACCUUGGAGAAGGAGCUGAAGAAGAUGGAUCCAGAAACCCAAAGCAAAACAGAUACAUGUAUUUUUGAAAGUAUUAUUAGGAAGUGGCUACGAGGUCGUCCAUCGGAUGGUGUUGAGGAACAUUUAGAGUACUAUAUUAGAGAUGGGAUCAAAGCUUUUCCAUGGGUAGAGAUGCCGCUUUUUAUUCAACUUGUGCGAAAUAUGAGUGGUAAUCACUUAGGAGACACUUCGUCCCUCUGCAUCCUCAGUGGCUGCAUCAAUGGCCAGAGGGCCUUCCAAGAUGACAAGGCAUGUUCUACUUGUGGUCAUGAAAUGAGUAAAGACCUUAAAAAAUGCUCAAAAUGUAAGAUGGUUCAGUAUUGUGAUAAGUGUUGUCAGAAAUUACAUUGGCCAAUCCACAAGAAGUUCUGUGACAAGCUUUGUGUGGAAUAUCAAAAACAAGAAAAGAAAUUACAAGAAGAAAGAAGGAAAGAGGAAGAGGAAAACGAAAGGAAAAAAGCUACAAGUGCAAGUGCUGAUAUAGAAGAAAGAAAAGAUGAAGAUCAUGACAAAGAUUUAGCUAGUCAAGCAAAAAGUAUUAAUGUUUCUUAGACAUAAGAGGAGAUAUCAUAAAGUAUGUUGCAGAUGUCAUGUAUUGAAUGAACAUUACAUGCUGAUGUUAUUAAGAUGUUAACUUUAAGUUAUGAUGUGCAAGACAGUGAUAUUCACAUGUAAAAGCAGAUAUCAGUUUAGCAACUCUUUGGAGUAGGAGUUCUCAACCUUUUUUUUUAGUAAGAAUUAUCUACCCAAUCCUCAGUAAUCUGACAUCAAUAGGAUCAGCCAUCUAAGUGGCCUACCCCUGGAAAUCUUUUUGAUGUUAAUUUAAUGACUGACACUAACUCAGUUUGCAAUUGUACUGCAAAGAAUAUUAGAUCAGCCUUCCAAGUGCC
Messenger RNA from Portunus trituberculatus (swimming crab), 1743 nucleotides. Its product is annotated as ankyrin repeat and MYND domain-containing protein 2-like. Gene Ontology annotation, molecular function: protein binding. The record is from RefSeq and is a predicted model, not a curated record. The transcript is spliced from 4 exons. Lineage: Eukaryota; Metazoa; Arthropoda; Malacostraca; Decapoda; Portunidae. The coding region runs from base 137 to 1405 and encodes 422 amino acids.